Molecule: messenger RNA, 6176 nt
Organism: Magallana angulata
Lineage: Eukaryota; Metazoa; Mollusca; Bivalvia; Ostreida; Ostreidae
Product: protein dispatched homolog 1-like
Exons: 4
Coding region: 1583-4993 (1136 amino acids)
Cellular component (GO): membrane
Source: RefSeq, a predicted model, not a curated record
GUAUUAAAUAUGUAUAUUUGAAUUGAAUUUACUGCAUACUUGCUGAAUUUUACUUUUCUUGCUAAAUUAACAAUCUACAGGCAUGCAUGUUUUUAGAAAGAAAAAAAAGCGUUUGCUGCUGUCAUUUCUUGAAAUGUCCAUGAUUCUGGUUUUAACUGGUUAUUUAGUGGAGCAGCUAGGGGCCAGUCAUUAAGCAUGAUGAUUGACAGGGAGACUCCGUGUAGGUUUCCCUGCACCAACCAUUAGAAGCAGCCCCCUGGGAGUUCCAGCAAUUACGCUGUUGCAAAUUGAUUCUAAAUAUACUCUUAUUUUAAUAUUCAUCUGAGCUUGGAGACAUUUUCACCAAUAAUUGUGGGAGCAUGUCACAGUUUUGUAAAUUAAAAUUUUAAGGAGUAGACUUCCGAAUCAUCUGAUGCAUUAAAAGGUGCAUACUUUAGUGGUAAACUAAUGGGAGAGGAAACUGUAUUGUUCCACCCCUUAUUAUUUAUAGAUACCUGAGUCAGAGGCGAAAAAAAGGGAUGAAAGGUUUUUUUUUUACUUUCGUUGGAUAUAAUAUUUUUUUCUUGUAAGAUAAGAUUUUUACAAGAUUUCGCGUAGUGUUAACUGAGUGAAGAUGUCUGUGUAAUUUUGCAGUCGGCAGUCGAUGUGAACUGAAUCUUUUAUCCUAUUAAAAGCACAUUUUGUUGCUAUUGUUGUAGCACUAACAGGGAAUCCCUUUGAUUUAUUUUACACACCUUAUGAGCAGGUUGAAACAGUUACCAAAAUAAUUCCCCUACUGUGGAGAGUUAACGAGUAAUCCUGACUUUUAACUCUGACUUUUGGGUUCUAUGUUGAGGAGAGGCUUGCAGUUUUAAGGAAUUAGCGGGGCAGCUUCUCCUCCGAUUCCUGUGGAGACGGAAUUAGCCCUAACUACCAGCAAUUACCUGUUACCACCUUCUGUAUGGAACUGAGGAGAUUUAGAUCAGAUCAUCCUGUUGAACUAGCAAAGGGGGUUUGAUUUUGUGCUUCCCCAUGACUUUUUAUGAAGCUGUAGCCCUGUCCUGACAAAUUAUGGUGGGUGAUUCCCGACUCCCUGAUGUGUAAUAUGUGUGCAAGUUAUGCAUAAAUUAUUGCUAAAGUGAUUAACAAUGGGAAAGAUCCACUGAUGGCUUGCUCCUCCAUUGAUGGCUUAAUGCUCCUCAUUAAUUUGGAUAGUUCUAUGAUUUGAUUGGACACCUGAUGAAACCCACAUGUUCUUAAGACGGAGAAUUUCAUCCUGCAAGGUUUUUAUUUUGAAAAAAUGCACACAAAGGUGGAAACCUUUUUGUAUUAAGUGUUUAUAGCUGGAGAAUACUGGAGGCUUUUGUGGUUAUUUGGAAGGAUAUGUUAAACGUUAACCAUCAAGUAGUCCUAGCUUCCUGUCCACGCCACGAGAGUCGCUAAUGUGCGGAACAGUACGUACAUUUGAAUAUUAAGCCGACAGUGAAGGACCUUUCCCUCAACUUAUUCUAUUGCUCUUGGUGACAUGUCUUUGUGAAUUUUACUCUAUGGAUUUCAAUAUUAAGCUGACAGUGAAGGACCUUUUCCUAGGGUUAUAAUUCUAAUGCUCUUGGUGACAUGUUUCUGUGAAUUUUAUUCUGUGGACUUCUACAUCAGAAUGUCAAGAUAUGCCCGGCUGAUAGCACACUAUCCCUAUGUGAUCGUCGUCAGCAUCCUGUGCCUAGCCGUCCUGUGUCUGGUGUUGUGUCUGACUGUGGUGCAACUUCCAAACUUCCAGGAUCCCAAAGCAGGAUUUGAACCCAGAGGAACUGAAAUAGCAAACAAAAUCAUUGCUUAUAACAACUUGGUGCAGAACCUUGAUGGGAAGCUCUCCCUCAGUCCAGCGGGUCAGAAGUGGGGCUUCGAGGGGGAGACCAUCCAAUACAGCACAGAAAACCAGACCAAGGUACCACAAUUAGGGGAACAAUCGAUGGGACAGCCGGUCAAGCGUUCUAUUGAUGAAAGCAGUUCUCGUCACUUCCAAGAUUCUUUUUUCUGUGAAAUUCCAGGAAGCUACUUUCCACUCUUUGCAAGGAUUGUCUUUACCAGUGCUGAUGGCAGCAAUCUGUUUACGGCUUCCAAACUCCAACAGAUGUGCCGUAUUGAGGACAACCAUAUUCGUUCGCAUUCCACAUUCUCCAGUAACUGUCAGACUAAAAACAGCAAGCAGUGUUGCCUAAGCUGGUCUCUAGGCAACUAUGUUGCUCUGCUGUCUGGAAAGAGCAACUGUUCCUCCAUUACUGAGGAGGAUGUCAAAGCAGUGCAGGAUUUGUUGACAACUUGUGCUGGACAUUACUACAACAUGACAUUAACUCAAUGUCACACACGCCGAUCUCGCCAUUAUUGCUCAGGUGUUCCCGAAAAGUGUGUGAAAUUCCAGUCAGUGUACAACAUUCUUCACCACAUAGCGGAUGUGAACUUUGUACACCCCAACAAGGAUGGCCAAGUGCCAUUUCUGACAUAUGCUGUGACGUUUCUCCCUGUGGUGGGUGGCGUGGACUCUGUAGAACUUUUUGAACACAUCGAAUCGUGGCCCAGAGAUUUUGGUAGUGAUGUCCGCGUUUCUGGUGCUAAUUUUGGAAUCAAGGAUACAUUAUUCAACCAGCAAUUAAUUGCAGAUAGUAUAUGGCUACUGAUAUCUGGGGUUCUAAUAUUUUUGGUUGUAUGGGUAUAUAGUUUGUCAAUUUUUGUUACAAUAAUGACGUUUUUUAUGAUGUUUUGGUCGCUAGUAAUGGCGUAUUUUUUAUACACGAUGGUGUUUGCCAUACCCUUCUUUCCAUAUAUGAAUCUCGUUGCCAUUAUUAUAAUUCUUGCACUUGGUGCAGAUGACGUAUUUAUAUAUUGUAAGGUCUGGCAAAUGGCCAAAUCUGAACGAAAUAAUGGGACUCUCGAAAAAAUAGUGUUGGACACACUUCGUAAUGGGAGUGUAUCCAUGUUUGUGACAAGUCUAACUACUGCUGCCGCUCUGUACAGCAAUGCUUUUAGUUCCAUCACUUCCAUCCGAUGUUUCAGUAUCUACGCAGGAACUGCUGUUUUGUGUAACUUUUUUCUUGUUGUUACGUGGAUGCCGGCAUCCAUUGUUAUUUAUGAAAAAUGGUGCAACUGUGAAAAACUUUACGACCCCGAACUUUCUCAAAGGAAAAACGUGUGCUAUUAUGUGUGUAAAAUGCCACAGCAAACAUAUCACAAGGUGUCCGACUGGUGCAGGGUCCUCUUUGAUAAACUUCUUCCGUUUGUUAUCGUCCGUGCUCGUUACCUAUGGUUAGUACUAUUCGGUGUUCUAGGAAUUCUAGGAAUUGUUGUUAUAUUUUUCUAUCCAAAACUAAGACUUCCAUCAUCAGAGAAAUUCCAAGUGUUUUCAUCAGACCAUCUGAUGGAAAAAUACGACUUUGGUCUCAGCAAUCACUUUUGGUUUGAAAGACACCAACGAAAUCAAGAGAUAAUGCCCCUGCGGUUCGUGUGGGGAAUCCAAGCGGCCGACACUGGGUCCAGUCUGGACCCCAGUGAUAAGGGAGACAUUGUUAUGGACGAAAGUUUUGACCCCACUACUCCCGAAGCUCAAGUAUGGAUGCUCAAUUUCUGUCGGGAUUUACGCUUAACCCGUUUUUACAAACACAUUGGUGGCAUCGAACAGACGAACUGCUUUCAUGAAUUCUUUAGCAUGUUCAUGCAACAGCCAUGUUCCAACGAGUUCGGUAUUCGUAGACCAUGUUGUAAUUACAGUACGAGCGUGAUUAAGUCAGAGGACAUGACGCAGUGCGCCGCUGUGUACAUUCCAUCCCUGAUCAACUCGGGGACCGUUGUCUACAACUCCUACUCGCCGGGUCCCAGGUUUAUAGAGGGAAGAUUCAGUGCCUUGAUCGUGGAAUUCUACAGCAACUUUCACUUUACAACAUCUUUCCAGGAAAUGUCCAAUUUUUACGCUCAAGUCGAACAAUUUCUAAGCGAGAAACUAAAGUCUGCUCCCUCUGAAAUUCGAAAUGGAUGGUUUGUCAGCGAAUUAGAAUUUUACAGUCUUCAGAAGAGCCUCGGCGAGGAGACCCCCAUAGCUUUGGGGAUCUCGCUUAUCAUCGUGAUUGUCGUCACCUUUCUGACGACCCUCAACGUCUUAAUCAGUAUAUUCGCCAUUGUGAGCAUUGCUUUCGUUAUGUUCGUCACCAUCGCCGCUCUGACUCUGUUGGGAUGGGAACUCAACAUCCUGGAGUCUGUCGUGAUAACAGUAGCAGUGGGGCUUUCUAUAGAUUUUACUUUACACGUUGGGGUCUCAUUCAGAAACUCCCCUGAUCUCAGCAACGAAAUGCGCGUGGUCUCUACCACCAGCACCCUGGGUGGGGUUAUUACAAUGGCAGCUACAACAACAUUCCUAGCGGGCGCACUCAUGAUGCCGUCGACCGUGUUGGCUUACCAGAAGUUCGGAACUUUCUUGAUGAUAGUGAUUGCCACCAGUUUUGUGUAUGCUUUAUUCUUUUUCCAGUCUCUGCUGUGUGUGAUGGGACCUAAUGGCGGGUUUGGACAGUUCCACUGGCCCUGUCCUUCUGUCAACAUCUGCUCGCGGUCUGAGAAGAAGCACGUUGAUAAGACGGUGUAUCUGACCACCGAGUCCACUUCGAGUUAUUACCCAGCGUCAAGUAGCUUCAGCGAGCCGUCUCAAGACAUGGAAAUCCCUUCGAACACUCCAAAGCCGUCCCUUUUUCAGCACCGGAGAUCUCGCUCCCGAGGGCAUUACAUACAAGCGCGCACUCGUAGUGACAGUCCGGAGUCCGACCACACCGGGCGGAGAGAAGGACAAGUCAAGUUUUCAGAAGGCAACACAGUCACAAAAACUGUAGCUGAAGUUAAGGAUGACACAGAAACCUCGCGGACAGAUGAUUCUGUGUUUGAGGAACCAAAGACUCCAGAUUCGGGCAUUUGCGAUACAAAAGGUUCUAUGAAAAUGAUCCCGAUCGAAAUUCAUUUUAAAGAAAGUUUAACUUAGCACAUGUCAGAAGCGCAUGGUCGAGAAGCUAAGUUUUCAGACGAUAGAAUUUUAAACCUCUUGUUGAAUUGUGAUAUUUUGUUGGUUUUGACGACAACUACAUUCCUUUUUUACACUUGAUUAGUAUCUAAAAUUUUAUGUUUUCUUUGACAAUGCAUUUAUACCCAGAAAAAUACCAAUAACUCAUCUUUUCCGAAGAGUUAAAUGUUAGAAUAUAUCUUAGAAUUAUAGUUUUUUACGUAUAGUUUAGAGGAGUUUAUAGAUUGUUGUAGACAUAUUUUGUUUUUUGAAAUACUCUAUUAGGUUAAAGUGGCAAAGUGUUUGUACCAUUGGAUCUGUAUGAAAAUCGCAGUGUUUGUAAGAUUUUUAUACAAAUUAAUCCUCGGUUUAUAUGUUUUAGAAAGAACCACGAGUAUUAGAAGGUAGUUGACCUCAAGUUAAGACUCUUUGUUAUUUAUAAGUUCUAUAAUUGUCACAGAAAUAUGGAAGUAAUUUUUAUAUAUGAUAUUUUAGUUAAAUGUCGGUCGAGUAGAGAAAUAGUAUAUCGUUGACCCCAUGUAAACGGAAAUGUUUAAGGUAUUCACUACACCUAGACUUGUACUUUUUAAGACACUACGUCACAAGAUGGAGAUUUAAAUGUUUUGCUAAACUGAUUGUAUCACUCAAUUCAGAUGUAUAUGGUCAUAGCAUCAGGCUUGUGAACCGCAGAUCAUGAGUUCGAAACCGCCUGUGGCUUUUGUUCAUGUUUACUGAAUGAAAUUUUUUAAAAUAUCAUUUUUAUCCAAAAUUCCACAUUUUUUCGCCUAUUUGACAUAUAUACUUCUUAUCCAUCAUGCUUUCUAUCAUAAUCAAGUAAUUUUCUGCUGAUUUGAGAAACUAGUUGAAAGUGUAGUGAAGUACCUUAAAUAUGACAUAAUUAAAUCACUAUAUAAUCCAUUCUAUGAUAUGCGUAUCGGAACAUGUUUUGAUGUAAGUAAAUCAUAUUCUUAUACUAGUAUACAAAUAUUUUUGUUUACUUCCUGCAAGUUUUGUUUUUUGUUGCCCAAUCUUGCCGAUUGUAGAAGCUGAGAUCUUCAUCGUUAACCUUGCUUAGAAGUGGUUUUCACCACAGAAAUAAUCUGAUUCCAUUUAUAGUUUGUUUUUUUUUAUAUCGAAAGAUAAAAUAAACGUGCUACCUCAUGUA